AUGGAUACUUGGGCUAGACUCCAAAUCUUGUUAAUCCUAUCAUUCUGUUACUUAUUCCAUUGUUCUUUAGCUGCCAACCAUCCAAGAAACCAGCUCCCAUCUGCAGUGGUGGUCGGAACUGUUUACUGUGACGUCUGUUUUCAAAAGGAGUUCUCAAAGCCAAUCCACUUCAUACCAGGUGCUUCAGUGGCAGUUGAAUGCGAGGAUGCGGCCACCAAGCUCUCCUUCCAAAAGGAGGUGAAGACUAACAGGCGCGGAGUGUUUACAGCACGUCUGCCGCUUGAAAUCAGCAGGGAGAUAAAACUGAUCGAGUCUUGCUCAGUGAAGCUUAUCAGAAGCAACGUGCCAUCCUGCUCCGUAUCUUCCUCUGCCACUUCUGCCAGUCUCCGUCUCAAGUCUGUAAGGAACGGUGUCCAUAUCUUCUCAGCUGGGUUCUUCACCUUCCGGCCUUUGAGGCAACUGGAGCUCUGCAAUCAGAAGACAAACGUUGGAAAUCAGAAGCUUGAUCACUCUGAAUUCUCCUUUAAACCUUUUCAGGUGCGACCUACCACAUUUCUUCCAUUACCACCUGGUGGUGGACUUCCGCUGCCACCCAACCCAGUGUUUCCCUUGCCACCUUUUGGUGGUGGACUGCCGUUCCCACCCAACCCAUUUGUUCCAUUGCCACCUGGUGGGGGACUUCCGUUCCCACCCAACCCAUUUGUUCCAUUGCCACCUGGUGGUGGACUUCCGUUCCCACCCGGACUUCCGUUCCCACCCAACCCAUUUGUUCCAUUGCCACCUGGUGGUGGACUUCCGUUCCCACCCAACCCAUUUGUUCCAUUGCCACCUGGUGGUGGACUUCCGCUGCCACCCAACCCAUUUCAGCCACCACUUGCGCCGCAGCCACCGCCAUCCCUUCCGCCGCCACCAGCUGCGCCACAGCCAUCACCUGCGCCUAACUUACCUCCAGUUCCGAGUCCACCAGCUAUGCCUCUAAAGGAUGCCUCUCCAUGA
This is a messenger RNA of Elaeis guineensis (African oil palm), 996 nucleotides long. RefSeq lists its product as uncharacterized. The record is from RefSeq and is a predicted model, not a curated record. NCBI's taxonomy places the organism in Eukaryota, Viridiplantae, Streptophyta, Magnoliopsida, Arecales, Arecaceae.